CUUCCAGAAGUAGGUUAGGAGGAAGAGAUGGCAGAGAUCGCCGUCACUGUAGUCACCGAUAGGUUGCUCUCCUUGCUCGCUGAUGAAGCCAGAUUAUUGAGAGGUGUCCACACCCAAGUUGAAGAUAUCAAAACAGAGCUGCUCUACAUCCAAGCUUUCCUCAAGGAUGCAGAUGCAAAGGCCGAGAAACGAGACACCAGCCAAGGCGUUAAAACUUGGGUCCAAGAACUAAGGGAGACGGCUUAUUGCAUAGAAGAUCUCGUCGAUGAAUACAUACUUCACUUUGCAAAUCGCCCUCAUCGGCGUGGGGUCCUUGGUUUCCUCUGUAAGAUUUCUCACCUACUCCCGAAACUGAAACCACGCCAUGAGAUAGCCUCCAAGGUCCAGGAUCUCAAGCUAAAGGUGGGUAAACUGAAGGAAGCAAGUUCAACUUUUGGGUUUAUUAGUUCAUUUGACCUAGGAUCAGGCAGCUGCAGUGGUACAAGUGUUCCAUGGCAUGACCCGGGAGUGACAUCUCUUUUCAUCGAAGACGCCGAAAUUGUGGGUAUUGAAUCUCACAAGGGCGAAUUGAUGAAAUGGCUGGUAGAGGGAGCUCCAGAACGAACAGUGAUUUCGGUGGUGGGCAUGGGCGGGCUUGGCAAGACAACUCUUGCCAAGAAGGUUUAUGACAACAAGAGGAUGGUGGAACGCUUCGAUUGCCUUGCUUGGAUCACUGUGUCUCAGUCAUUCAAGAUGGAGGAGGUACUUCGGAACGUGAUAAAGCAAUUCUAUCAAGCAAGGAAAGAGUCAAUUCCUGAUGGUACCGAUGCAAUGGACGAGAUGUCUCUUAUUACUCGACUUAGGGAGUAUUUGGAGGAUAAAAGGUAUGUCGUUGUUUUUGAUGAUAUUUGGAAAUUAGAGUUCUGGAGAUUUAUUAAAUAUGUUUUACCAGAAAACAAAGGAGGCAGCAGGAUAGUAAUUACAACACGAAACGUUGAAGUAGGUUCUGCUGUUAAAGAAUCUUCAAUUCAUUAUGUCCACAAUCUUCAAGCUCUACCUCCUGAAAGUUCUUGGGAACUCUUCUGUAAGAAGGCAUUUCAGGGUUGUUGCUGUCCUCCUGAAUUAGAGGAAAUUUCCCUCGAUAUUGUUAAAAGAUGUGAAGGAUUGCCGCUUGCAAUUGUGGCAAUGGGCGGUGCUUUAUCAACCAAAGAGAAGAAUGAGUUAGAAUGGCAGAAAUUUAAUGAUAGCCUUGGUUCCCAAUUAGAAAGUAAUCCCCAUCUUGAAAGUAUCACUAAAAUUCUCUCCCUCAGUUAUGAUGACUUGCCUCACUACCUCAAGUCUUGUUUCUUGUACUUUGCCAUUUUUCCAGAGGACUACUCCAUGAAUUGUGGAAGACUCAUCCGACUGUGGAUAGCUGAAGGAUUUGUCAAAGGAAAGAAAGGAAUAACAUUGGAACAGGUUGCCGAAGAAUACUUGACUGAACUAAUUCAUAGAAGCUUGGUUCAAUUGUCCCACGUGGAUUAUAGAGGGACAAUUAGAAGUUGCAGAGUCCAUGAUUUGAUGCGUGAGAUAAUCCUCAGAAAGGCCGAGGAGUUGAGUUUUUGUUGGGCUUUGGGGGAAGAGGACUCAAUCUUUUUCACUUGAGGUACUUAAGUCUGAGGAAUACAAAAGUCAAGAUGCUUC
Vitis riparia (riverbank grape) is the source of this 1662-nucleotide messenger RNA. RefSeq names its product disease resistance protein RPM1-like. NCBI's taxonomy places the organism in Eukaryota, Viridiplantae, Streptophyta, Magnoliopsida, Vitales, Vitaceae. Bases 28 to 1623 code for a protein of 531 amino acids. The record is from RefSeq and is a predicted model, not a curated record. Gene Ontology annotation, biological process: defense response to other organism. Gene Ontology annotation, molecular function: ADP binding. The transcript has a single exon.